Cynoglossus semilaevis (tongue sole) is the source of this 11699-nucleotide messenger RNA. RefSeq names its product Rho GTPase activating protein 23a (gene arhgap23a). The record is from RefSeq and is a predicted model, not a curated record. The transcript is spliced from 24 exons. Lineage: Eukaryota; Metazoa; Chordata; Actinopteri; Pleuronectiformes; Cynoglossidae. Gene Ontology annotation, molecular function: protein binding. Gene Ontology annotation, biological process: signal transduction. Bases 2338 to 7869 code for a protein of 1843 amino acids.
AUUUUUUUUUGUGAGCAGAUGGAAUUGACCAGCAUUAAAUGUACAGUAUUAGUUAAACAGAACAUCAUCGCGUCAUAACAUCGUUGUUGUAGUUUUGUUCGUUCUGCUAAACGUGCAUUAUGAUAAAAACUGUUUCUUUUAUUUUCAUGAUGCAUUAGACACCCAGAUGACUGUCAAACACGUACAUGCUACAUGCCACGGAGCGCGGAGAGCAGAAGACUUGCAUCAUCUGUUAAUUCAACACGUUGAAAGUGUGCUAGUAUGCAGCAUAUUAGCAGAAUGUUUGUAAAGCGAUAGCACGUAUGUUAUUAGUGAUGUAUAAGCACAUUGUUUUAUUUUAAUAGCCAGUCUUUCCUAAGGCUAAGCUAAGCUAACCCUUCGAACACCUUUAGCUUUGUAAUGCUAUACAGACAGAGCUGACUCUUGUGAGUUGCAUUACUGCCACCUACUGGGUUCUUUUUGGUAAAUAAUCAAUCUAGACGUUGUCAUUAACACAACCAAAUGUAUUUUGUAUGAGAAACAGUGGCAUGUGGACAACUUUAUUGUGCUGCGUUUCUUUAAAGAAAAAAGAGACAAAUGAGUCUUGGGUCAUAAAUCAAUCUUUUUUAUGUCACAGUCUAGUCUGUGGUCUACAGUGUGUGUGACUGUGUGUUGUAGUAGACAAACGACAGCAUAUCCAGAGGGUACAGUCUGUGAGGCUGAUGGCCGUCUCUCGGUCGUGUUGGUACUUGCCCGCCGGUGCAGCAGGUGAAACCUGUCCGACCUCACCGCUGUCUGCUGUUAACGGAUCUGCGACUGUUUAACACUGAGUAGUGUCAAAGGUAGUAGCCGUCACCACCCGACUGUAACAACAACAUGGUCACCUGUCUGCUGCUCUCGCACAUAUCGUGGACACCUGGCUGUUUGGUGAGAACUCUUCUGCCUGAGUGACAGGUCACCUGAUUUAGAGCUGUAGUGGUUUGGUGUAACUGCAAACAUGACAGUGUGUGACUGAGAGACUGAGAGAGGGAGUAGAGUUUAACACAGAGGUCAUGGUGACAGUCAGUAGUUUUAUUUUGGGAAGACCCUUUGCCCUCUGCAGAGCAGAGUUAGAACGAAAUGGAACUUUGUUUUCAAAAGUUGAAAAUUCCCUGGAAGAAAAAGAGAAAGAGAAAAGAACAUUCUGAGAACAAAUACCAAUAUUAAAGUCAAAAUAAAUAUACAUAUUUUUUGUACAAUUUUUUAAAGUAGUCAAAUAUUUGAAAAUUAAAGCAUAUUUCACGCAUUUAUGUCAUCAUUCACAGGGGGAAAGUUCCCCUGGAACAUAUCCUUCUGUCUUUCUUCUUCGUGUCAUCCUCUUUUUAUGACCUUUCCUUCUAUGUUGUAUUGAAGAAAACAAAAAGGAAAGGAAGUAGAGCCAACAGCCAACAUAGCAGCCAGGCAAAUGUUUUCUUUUUCCUUUUGUGCUGGUAAUCAGCCUCUUUCUCCUCUUCUCUUUUUUUCUGUUGUUUGCCUCCCCCGCUGACUGGAGGUGGGGACGGCAGAGGCAGCGCCGGCUUUUGUGGAGUCUAUCACUGGGAUCAUGGCUUUGUCACUGUGUGUUUGUGGCACUCACACACACAUGCAGCACAUGUGCAGGCAACAGAGGCUGCCUCCUCAGAAACAGAGGAAGGCCUUAACAGCAGAAAACCUUCAGGAGUUAUCGAUAUCUUAGUGGAUCAGAUCCUAACAUCUGGACCCAGUGAUUUUUUUCCAGGACUUUUGGAUUGGACAGCAGUACAGCAGGAGGUGUUUGCUGUUGGAGUGUUAACAAAAUAGAUGAAAGAAAAAAGAGUAGGGGAAGAAGAGUGAAGGAGGGCUGAGAUAGAAGUGAGAUAAGACAAUCUGUGUGAUUCAGGGAGGGUGGAAAGAAAGAGAGAGAGAGAGAGAGGGAGGAGAGACAGUAGAGCCAGCCCUCUGGGACAGUUAUGGGAUGGACAGAGUGGUCCUGAAAGCAGAACAUCACUAGACACCACUGAGAGGACGGCUGUCAUUUGUACUGUGUGUGUGUCUGUAGUGAAACCAGACCUACCUCUGAUCACAGAGCCACACACACUCCUCCAUCUGCUGCUCAGGAGUCUGCCCUCUGAGUGUGUCAGCGUGUGUGUGUGUUAGAGCUGAUUCCUAAAGAUCAGGAGCUGUGAUGUGGAACUUUGUGGGAUUAAUCUUUCCAGAGGCUCCAGGGACUGGAACCAUGAGACGGAUAGCACUGACUUGUGAGUCAAUGACCUGAGGAACACAGAGGAGGACUUGGACUUUUACUUCGCUGUACUUCAGCUACGAUCUUUUGUACUUUCCUGGGUGUGACGUGAGCAGUCCAUGUGGUCUGUGAAGGAUGCUGAUCUGAGAAAACUCUGUGCUCCAAUGCCUGCUGCUAUGGUCCGCUGCCCUACGCCGGUCGGGUCAAACUGGAGCUUCCAGAACCCGGUGGGUGUGGACUGCAGCUCCCCCGAACCACGAUGCAUCUGGGUGGCGGUGCUGCGUGGCGCCACUAGCCCCGUGGCACCACCAUCACCGCCGUCCGACAUUCCCACUGAGCUCAAGAGGAGCUCCCUUCAGAUCAGGGCUAAGGGGCGCAGAGAUGGUCUCUGCUCAACCAGUGACAACCCUCGGCCGCCGAUGGCGACCCGGCCGGGAAGGGAGGGGGUCGGCAUGGGCUGGAAGGGUCCUCGGACGCUGGUUCUCCACAAGAACUCCCAGGGUUUUGGUUUCACCCUACGCCACUUUAUCGUUUACCCUCCGGAGUCAGCCAUGCACACCAACCUCAAGGAUGAGGAGAACGGUAAUGGAAAGGGGUACCAGAAAGACCGCCUGGAACCCAUGGACACCAUUUUUGUGAAAAAUGUGAGGGAAAAAGGUCCGGCUCACCAGGCGGGCUUGUGCACAGGGGAUCGACUGGUGAAGGUAAACGGGGAGAGCAUUUUAGGGAAGACGUACUCGCAGGUGAUCGCCCUCAUUCAGAACAGUGAGAGUGUGCUGGAGCUCUCCAUUAUGCCAAAGGAUGAGGAUGUUCUUCAGUUGGCGUACUCCCAAGAUGCCUACCUGAGUGGCAACGAACCAUACGCAGGGGGAGCUGAGAACCUCCCACCACCACCCCCUACCUGCUACCCACGCACGAAGACUGUGCCUCCCUCCGGAACGCCCCUUUCAGCGGGCCUGGGCCAGAACCAGCUGGAUAACUGGAGUCGCUGGCCAGGCUCUUCCAGCCCUUCUUCACCCCUGGAUAACCACUCUUCUGUGGGCAGCCCCGCCAGCUGGCAGGAGGGGCGGGCGGGAGAACCCGGAGGUGUGGGUCAUACCAGCCCUGCUCACCGCACAGAGGAGAUCCAGUAUGGCAUGACUAGCAAACAGGCUCAGGGUCAGAGCAGGGGUCGCUCCUACUCUUCCUCUUCCUCGUCGGGAGGCCCCUUGUCCAGCCCUUUACAAGUCCACUACCCCAACCACCAUGCUGUCAGCCCGCCUCAGGCCAAGCCACGAAAGUCCAGCUCGGCCUGGACCAGUCCUCCCCUGCCCCAGCUCAGCCACAGCCGCAAUGAGCGUUGUCAACAGGCCCUCUCUGACUGGUACUACAGCCAGCAGCCCGAGCAUUCAGGGCGGUCCAUGCAGACCCGGCACCGCAGCUACUCUCAGGACCGACUCAGUGACCGGAGGCAGCAGCAGCGGACUGGUGGCUGGCCACACAGUGCCUCCCAGGACACUCUUCUGUUACUACAGCAGUCCGGACCAGGACCCCAUGGAGAGCCAUACUGGUCUUAUGGAGAUUGGGAUGAAGAUCCAGGUCAGGGCCACCAUUCUAGCUACACUAGAACUCGCUCUGAAAACCUUCUGGCUCAGUACGAUCGUCACGGCCGCUCAUUAGAGAUGCUGGACCGAGCAGCAGCAGGACCCCGGUUUGAAAGGCCCUCGUGGCACCAACAGGCCCCAAAGCCACCCCCUCGGACCGAUGCCUACCCAAGACAAGGGGGUCAUCAUAGUGUAACACAAGCUCCAGUAAUGCCUCGACACACACAGUCCCAUUCUAAACACCACUCACAGUCUAACACACAGUCACACACCCAGGUCCAGUCACAACCGCAGGUCCAGCAGCCUGCUCCUCAGAACAGGAGACUCCCCCAAGGACAAAGCAUGGAUGACCAGCCCGUGGGCUACCGGAGCUACAGCCCAUCAUUUUACCGUAAAACAGGACGAAUUUUACAGCAAGCCCACUCUUUCAGGGACCCUUCAUACUCUGGCCCUCAUUUGAACUGGAACCCAACUCCUAAAACCAGCCCUCCAGAGGGCACAGCUGCCCCCUUAACCACCUCCACGGCAUCUCCACUUGCCUCCUCCACGCCCGACUCCCAGGAUAGAUCAUACAGGCCAACGAACCACGAGAGGGAACGACUUUCAGGAGAGGGGCAGACAGAGGUGGCGCCACAGGCGCAAGAAGUGGUUUUGAGGCAAAAACCUCCAACGGGUCGAAGAAACGCACAUAACAUGCGUCACCCUCACUAUGCACUGGCCAUGGAUGGGCUAGAACCCUCCUUAUUUGCUUUUGAUCCCCAGGAUUCUGCCUCAGCUCUUGUUUCCACUGAAGAUGUAGCUCCACACAAGCCGAACGGUAACCUCGCUCCACUUCCUAUCGAAGAUGAUUCUCUGGCCUCAAUUCCCUUCAUUGAUGAGCCAACCAGCCCCGGCGCAGAUUUGCGUGCCCGUCAUGUUCCGGCGUCCUCAGUGGUGUCCAGUGGCAUGAGUUCGGCGCCCGCCGCUGUCACCAGCCCCGCCUCCCCUACCUUCACCUUUCCCCUCACUAGGCUCUUCUCACAUGACUGCAGCAGUAUUAAAUCCAGUCGCCGUUCCUCCUAUCUUCUAGCCAUCACCACGGAGCGCUCCAAGUCAUGUGACGAAGGACUCAACACAUUCAGGGACGAAGGCCGUGUUUUCUCGAGGCUUCCAAAGAGAGUGAAGAGCUUCUUCACAGAUGGGUCACUGGACAACCUUGGGACAGCAGAGGAGGUUCGGUCAAAACGCCACUCCACCUCAGAGCUGGGGAACAUCACCUACAGUGACGUACGGCGAGAAGGAUGGCUUCACUUCAAACAGAUCCUCACGGAGAAGGGCAAAAAGGUGGGCAGCGGCAUGCGUCCGUGGAAACGGGUUUUUUCGGUGCUCCGCUCGCAUUCGCUUUUCCUCUACAAGGACAAGAGGGAGGCAGUACUUCGUGGCGCCACCAUUGGCGGCUCUGCAGACGACGAGGAGCCAAUCAGCAUCCGUGGCUGCUUGGUGGACAUUGCAUACAGUGAGACCAAACGAAAGCACGCGCUGAGACUGACCACUCAGGACUUCUGUGAGUACCUGCUGCAGGCGGAGGACCGGGACGACAUGCUGGACUGGAUAAAGGUCAUCAGGGAGAACAGCAAGACAGACAGCGAGGAGCUCGGCUUUUCCAGACAGGCCCUCAUCAAUAAGAAGCUAAAUGACUAUAGAAAACAAAGUCCAACAGGCAACAAACCAGAGGCUUCUCCCAGGAUGCCCAGAAUGAAGCCUCCCUUCCUGCUCACCAAGACUGAGAACACCACAGCAGCUCCCCGUUCCCCUAAACCGGAGGGCAAAGAUGAAAGCAGCCCACCCAAGUCACCUUGGGGCAUCAACAUCAUGAAGAAGACGAAGAAGGCUGGACCCAAAGCUUUUGGCGUGAGGUUGGACGAAUGUCAGCCGGGCGCUAAUAACAAGUUCAUCCCCUUGAUCGUGGAGAUCUGCUGUGGUCUGGUAGAAGAGAUGGGUCUGGAAUACACCGGAAUCUACAGGGUCCCUGGGAAUAACGCCAUGGUGUCGAUGCUUCAGGAUCAGCUCAACAAGGGAGUGGACAUCAACCCUGCAGAGGAGAAAUGGCAAGAUCUCAAUGUUGUCAGCAGUUUACUCAAAUCUUUCUUCAGGAAACUUCCAGAGCCGCUGUUCACAAACGACAAAUACAACGACUUCAUCGAUGCCAAUCGGAUGGAAAAUGCGUCAGAACGAUUAAGGACCAUGAAGAAACUGAUCCGAGACCUACCUGAUCACUACUACCACACACUGAAGUUCCUGGUUAAUCAUUUGAAAACAGUGGCUGACAACUCGGAUAAAAACAAGAUGGAGCCUCGUAACCUGGCUCUGGUGUUUGGACCGACCCUGGUUCGGACGUCUGAGGACAACAUGAAAGACAUGGUCACACACAUGCCUGACCGCUACAAGAUUGUGGAGACACUCAUCCAGCAUUGCACCUGGUUUUUCACAGAAGAGCUGGACAAGGAUGAAAAGACGCCAGUGGACACAGAUGACGUACAGCCCGCCCCCAACAUUGACCACCUGCUGUCCAACAUUGGCAGGACCGCUCUACUAGGGGAGGCCUCAGACUCAACCAACAGUGACUCAGCUAAAUCCAAGGGCUCCUGGGGGUCAAAGAAGGAUCUCACUGCAAAGGACUUCCUGACCUUGUCCAUCAUGUCAGCUGUUACGGGCCGCAAACGCAGGAAACGACAUAACGCCCGGCGAGUGGGCAGCAGCACUGAUGACGACUCUGAGCACGAGCCCAACAAAGCCGGUACGGAGGAGGAAGAGGACACGGAUUUGCCUGUUGGAGACACUGCUCCUCGAGCGGAGGGGGAGGAGGAUGAUGAUGACGAGGAGGAGGAAGAAGAAGAGGAAGAUGAGGAAGUGGUAGAGAGUGGUGUGAAAGAGGUAGAAGUAGAACCAGCGGUCGCCGAGGUUACUCCUACCCCGCCACAUUUGGAACAAGAGGAGGAGGAGGAGGCAGAAGUACGACAGGCACCGAUGUCGCUGCAGGAAGCGGAAACACGGGCAGAGGUUAAAGGGUCACCGUGGCGUGCACCGGAAGACGCGCGCUCUAUUGUCUCCGGCUACUCAACCCUUUCCACACUAGGGCGCAGCCUGGGGUCAGAGGGCAGAGGGGAGGACGCCGACGACGAACACAGCGAGCUGGUGAGUGAGACGGACAACGAGAGCGGCUUCGCCUCGCGCUCUCUCACCCAGGAGAGACCCGACAAACGCCCGGCGCCCGCACCCGUCAACGUGCAGCCGCCAGGAGCUCCACGCAGUUUCCUCUACACACACUACAAACCCCCCGUCCUCUCACCCACAAACGUCCUUGCUCCGCCUACACCCCUCUCACACACGCCAGACUCUGCGGAGAGGAGCGAAGGAGGAGCUCGCUCCACCACGCCCUCGUCCUCCUCUUUCUCCUCCUCCUCCACCACUCACACUCGACUGCACUCGCGGCCUUCCUUCAACUCCCACAAGCUGAUCCAGUGUGACACGCUGGCCAGGAAGAAGCUGAGGUCAGAGAAGGCCAAGACCCGCUCUCUGGACCUGCUGGAACUCUCUGAGGCCACAACCCGGUGCGACGGCGUGGGCUCAGGCUCAGAGGAGACCCCCAGAGUGAGGAGGGAGACCUCCAGGACCAACCCCUCCUCAGCCAGCAGCCAGGACAGCGUACGCCUGGCUCGCUCCAAACCAGCUGUGCCGCCCAGUGAAGCCUCGUCCUUCACUCCGAUCGGUCAGGGCGGCCAGUCUCUAGCCGAGCAGGUUCGCGCUCGACUUUUGGGUUCCGCCGACGAUCUGCGGAGCGUCGGUCUGCGAAAACCACUGUCCCCAGAGACGAGAAGGAAGAGACGAGCCUGGCGCCGACACACGGUGGUGGCCUCUCCCACCGAGUCGUCUGAGAAAAGACCCCCGGUGAUGCUUAAUGAGUUCCCCAUGUCUCCUCUGCGUCCAAAUCAGGUCAAGUCAGCAGGGCGACCACAAGGUGUGGAGGUUUUGGAACAGGAACCAACUUCACGUCAAGUUCCCCCAUCCAGAUUCCACCAGUACCUGUGAGCCAACCUCCACUCUAAGAAAGAGACAAAAAAAAAAUCUAGGGUGGAUUUGGUGGGGUCCACGUGGGCCGAGCUGCUGACUGGCUGCAGGUCAUUAAACUGACAGAGUGUACCAAAAAAAAUCCUUUAAGAGCAGCCCACGCUUCUCCUUCACGAUGAGCUCCGUUUGCAUGGCAAAGGCCAUCCCAGUGUUGCCAAAGCUUUUCUUUUCUCAUUGUGUUUAUGUGUGUGCUUUUCUAGAAAUAAUACAGGACCGAGACACCAACAGACCUCAUCACAGCUAACAGUUAACGGCCAAGAAUCGUCACCGUCACAGUAACAACUGUUCAUCCAGCCUGGCUCACACAGGACAAAAUCCAUAGACUUGUAUUAAAAAAAUGGAUGAGUAUAAAACACUAGAAGUGCUCCACUGGUUUGGUGGAAUGUUACUAAGUUUCUAAGUAUGAAUACAAGUAAGAAAUUCAAGUUGUAUUUUACCCAGAUUAUGACAUUUGGAUAAUCUGGAAAAUUCGCCAUGACAAAAAAUGCAUACGUGCAGAUAAUACUUCAAUAUACAAAUCCUGAUCAAAUAUGAAGACAAAUUAAUAUCAUUUUCCCAACUCUCACCAAUUUUUUUUAAAUAAUAAAACAAAACACGUAGUUUGCAACCUUUACUAUCAAACAAAUGACCAUUUUGUCCAUUUUAUAUACAGUCUAUGCACAUAUCAGGGUUAAAUCCUGUGAAAGGAACAAGAAACAGUUUUUGACCCUAUUGAAAAUGGUGCUUUUUAUAAAAACUCACUGAUUUUCCACUAAAGCAGAAGUGAGUCAGAUGAGACAAAUAAAAACGGAUUGGCCAACGUAACGUUACUUCAGUCAAAUUCAAUUCAGUCUUCCUUCUCAGACCAUGGACACUGUAAUGCUCUCUUAAACGCAACAGUAGAUGAAACAGGUUACACACACACACACACACACACACAUGCGCACGUCUCCACGUCUACCUGUUAAUAUUGUUCAUGUGCGUGUUUUUUUUUUUGUUUUGUUUUUUUUUUGCUAUAAAAUAUUCGUGACAAUGUCUGAGGUGUUUGUGUUGAACAAUUUUGUAACAUUUGUACAAAGCCUUGUUAAGUUAACCUUUGUAAAUAUUAAUAUUAUGUUAUCAAAAAUUUUCCCUUUUUUUGUAGUUCUUUUUUUACGUUUACAGAAAAGUGCGAACGUGUGCACAGUCAUUUCUUUUGAGGCGUUACUUGAAAUGUUUCUCUUAAUAUAUUGUUUUUGUUUUCUAUCCUAUCUUUAUAUAUAUAUAUAUAUAUAUAUUAUAUAUAUUUUGUAUUAAAUUUUUUAAAGUACUUUAAUUGUAGCGUCACCUCUGGGGUGUACCUGUUCACGGCGAGACAAACGCGUCUGCCCGCUCCACGUUGCCUCGUGGACGGCCUUCCUCUGGUUCUCAGCACUGUGCAGACAGACCUAUAGUCACAGAAUGAAGACCAGUUUCUGAUGAUGGUUACAGUACUGUGCUAAAGCCUCCACCCCGACGUUAGAGCUGCGUUAUCAGCACGUUUGGGAAUUAAGUGAGUGAGAAUAGAAGCGAAGAUUGGCUUCUUUAAGUACACUGAAGAAUCGAGUACAUGAAGAAACUCCAAGUGUACGCAGAGAACAAGGGGCACUGAGGCGGAGCUGAGGUCCAGCUUGGACACGGUCCACCAUCGAGCAGCUGUGUUAGGUUUUCAAGUCGACCUUCAACAGCCUGAUUAGAAACGUGGACGCUACAGUAGCAGACACCAAGUCACCCGGUGUACAUACUCCAAACACGUUUCAGGGUUAUUUAAAGUCCAGAGAAUACCUUCAACUACAGACGUCCGAUAUUAACUUUUUGCCAAUUCCAAUAUCAACCAACACCGAUAUAUGCAGCCGUUUGUGUUGAAGGCAGAUGACAUAUUUCAUUGUGUGCAGUGUGGUGUUGUGCACAAUACAAAUAAUAGUUUCACUUUUACUUCAAAACUAUUUUUAGGUCACACCAUCUGGGCCAAACCCAGAUUAUGCAUUAUUGGAGGAAAAACCGAUAAAGAUUCUCACCAAUAUUACAUAAUUAGAAUAAUAUUGGCUGAUAAUAUCGGUCGGCUGAUGUCAUUGGACAUCUCGAUAUUAACCACUUGUACAGUAACUCAGAGAAGUUCUGAAAGAAGCCUAUCCGUGGAUCACUCCAACAUAAACCUAAACACUAGCCUUUGUCGGUUGAAGACAUUCUGUAGUGAACAUUUUUUUUGUACAAAGUUACUGUUUUCUGUAGUUUCCUGUAUUUUAUUUAUGCACAGCUUAGAAUGCAAGAAAUUGACUGAAAAAGCAUGUAACUUCCCCGCUCUGCCCAGCAGGGAGUGCUAUAAACACUGUUUAAAUGCUAAAGUUCUUAGUUAAGUCACGUUAAGUGCUGGUAAACGUUAUUGUAUGAAAUUAACCAUGUAAGAUAUUUAUUAAAAAUAUAGACGAGAGCAGUGGUUCCCAGAAUAGUUCUGCGGUGCCCCCUUUUGAAGACCACCCCCAUAGCGACACAUUCCCUGCUAUUGAUUCAAAACUCCAUUGAACUUUAUUUAAACACUGUUAUUCCUAUAAAAACAGACAUUCUCUCCAAAAUGGAAAUAAAUUCACAAAUUUUAAAAUAAUUUGACCUGCAGAUAUAAUUUUAUUGAGGAAAUUCCAGCAUUUCUAGACUUUGGCACAGUACUGUACGUGUUCAGCAGUGUUGGAUCAACAUGUAGCAAAUAAAAAUAAAUGUUAUUUGGUAAAAAUGAUGGACAGUUUGCAGAGAGCUCAGAGAAGCUCAGUGAUCAUUGGUUUGGUCUAUCAACACAGAGAAGAAGAAGAAUCUCGGGGUUGUCCCUUUAACAGAGUGAUUCACCUAAAUUAUGGCCAAACAGUCACAUUUAAACAGUGUGGUGAUGACAGGCUGCAGUGAAGGAACUCAAUUGGAUAUUUUGCUAAAUUACCACAAACACUGGCUGCCUUCAAAAAGUAACGGGAGGUGAGGCUUCCACAACCACGAGGUCCACUUGUGUCCUUCUGACCAAAAGAAAGAAAUAAAGCUAGAGGAAAGUAAAGAUAACGCUAACACUGAUGGAUUAUUACUUGGUCUCUUGUCUUACCUCAAGAUUUCUUCUGCAAGUGCCUGAUUUCUGGAAUGUGUUCUUGGUUCUGCAGUGUCACACUCGUGUCUUAUCUUUCUGUUUCCCCUCAAUCGAAGCCAGCAUUUCUACACACUGGCUGGGCUUCUCUCAAUAGUGGGUCCUCCUCCCUCCUCUGCUGUGGUCGAUGAAAGAAUAAAGGCACCGACCCAAAGAUGUCGCCAUCAAAAAGGAUGGUUCUAACUGAGCAGAACGUUGGCUCAAAAGCACAAAUCCAGCCUCAGACGUGUCUAUGCACUCUCUCUGUCUCUAACCCAGACGUUAACAGCUGUAACGGACGCUGCUAAGAGAGACGAUGCGUACUAACUCUCUCUCAGCUGUUUUGUUUUGUCCUUGGCCUGGUCAUUCCUAGUGUGUGAAUAUGGUACACCUAACUAGACUGACCCACAAACUGUAUUGGGUCGCAGCAGACGUGUUCUGAAGAUGAUCUGCAGUUUGUUGUGUUUGGUCUGAAAUGUGAUACGCCCCUUUGUCCCCCUCGUUGUAUUCUUUUGUACAUAUCAUCUUAAUAUGUAACAUAGUGUAUUGUGUACAUUUGGACUUUGCUUUUGAGUAUAACUAAUAUGAAAACGACUGGACUCAAAGUUUGUUCGCCUGAAACCAUUUCCCCUCAUGGCUGUGUGCAUCAAAGCAAGGUAAUAUGGUGUAAAUAAACAGAACUAUGUUUAAAAAA